Molecule: messenger RNA, 1209 nt
Organism: Annulohypoxylon maeteangense
Lineage: Eukaryota; Fungi; Ascomycota; Sordariomycetes; Xylariales; Hypoxylaceae
Exons: 1
Coding region: 108-1109 (333 amino acids)
Source: RefSeq, a predicted model, not a curated record
CUUCAACUACUGAGUAUUUUGUAUUCUUCCAUCCGUCUAUCUCAUCUACAAUAUCAUUUUCAUACAUUUACUAAAAAGCACGAUAAACUUAUAACACUAGUACUCCGAUGGCUUCAUCUCUAUCCCCAUCUCCCUCCACUUCCUCCCCGGAGCCCUUGUUCCCUAAGUUUCUAGACCUCCCACCGGAAAUCCGGCACCAGAUCUGGCGCUUCGCCGUCCCAGUCCCGGGCAUAAACUUCUUCAACGUGCACUGCAUCCCCAACGACCAUCUCGGCGCAAACCGUAGCAAUUCCCCGCCUUGGUUGUACCUAGACCUACGUCGCCUGUCCAUCCACGACUCCGACGACGAGGUGAGCCGGUACGAUCCCUCGGCAUGGCAAGCCCGCGAGACGCUACGUCGCGUGUGCCGCGAGGCCCGGGACUUAUGCGCUCUUUCGAAGUCUGAAACCGCCAACAUCACGCUAACGCGCCCUCGUCAAGGGUUAUUUGUGAUGGCGGGAGACGGCCAGAUAAGGCACAUGACUAUGUUCAGCGUACCGGCGAUGGUCCCCGAGCCGCUAGAGUACCGGACGGUUUCGGUCCGCGCCAACGACGUGCUCUGCCUGUCCGUCGAGAAUUGUAGUUUUAAUAUGCCGUUAGAAGAAGCUGUGAUGUUUGACGACGUGGAAACUUCUACGUUGCUGGGCUGGCCGUAUGACCCGCAGCUGACGCCCAAACUGCCGCUUGCUAUUUCUCAGUCGAGAAUCUGUCUUAGCCUCGCUCGGGGUGAUAGAUCGGCUCUUGCGGCUUCUAGCGAGGUGUUGCGAUGCCUGUUCUCGUUUAGCCACGGCCGGUCGUCAGAACCUACUUCCGAAUCGUUGUCCCUACUCAUGCUUGACGCGUAUAAGCAGGAGCUAGGGAGCCGUCGCGUCGAAGAGCUAACGCCGCGAGACGAAGUGCUUUGGGAUCGUUUCGGAGACCGGUAUAUCGCGCUACCAUGGGACUCGAUCGAGCUUCCUGCCGAGUACCGACUCGUCAAAGUGUGUCCAGAGAAUAAUAACAUUAGGGAGAGAUAUCUACAGUCCGUAAUACUGCGGUCGCCUAAGAGGCCUGUUGGCUACUCAAUGUAGACAUGCGCAAGGAGAAGGGAGAAAUGAAACUAGAAAUUAGGUAGGUAGUAGUUGAAAUAUGACGAUUCCAUAGACUGUCGAUAACGAAAGCAGUAAACCA